CGGCGCAGGAACCGAGGCCGCGGGCGGGAGGGCGGCGGGGACACGGGCGGCGCCCGCUGCUGUCACAGAGGCCGCGGCCGGGCGGGCGGGCGCGCGCGGCGACACGGGCCCCCCGAGCGCCGCCGCCGCCGCCCCGCGCGCCCCCCGAGCGCGCCCGCGACAUGUGAGCAUGGACAGCAGGACGCGGGAAAACCCAGAAAGAACCUUUGACCUGGUAUUGAACGUGAAAUGUCACUCCUCUGAAGGCGAAGAUCCCGUGGUUUUGUGGAAAUUCCCAGAGGACUUCGGAGACCAGGAAGUCCUGAAGAGCGUGCCCAAGUUCUGUUUCCCCUUCGACGUCGAAAGGGUGUCUCAGAACCAAGUGGGGCAGCACUUCGCCUUCGUGCUGACGGACAUCGAAAGCAAGCAGAGAUUUGGCUUCUGCAGACUCACCUCCGGCGGCAGGAUCUGCUUAUGCAUCCUCAGCUACCUGCCGUGGUUUGAAGUCUAUUACAAGCUUCUGAAUACGCUGGCGGAUUACUUGGCUAAGGAACAGGAAAAUGAUUUGAAUGCAACUCUCACAGCGCUCUAUAACCACCCAGUCCCCAAGGCAAACAGCCCUGUCAAUCUGAGUGUGAACCAAGAGAUAUUUAUUGCCAGUGAGCAAGUUCUGAGAGAUCAGCCCUCCCUAGCACCGCACUCCUACUUCAUCGCCCCCGACGUAACCGGACUCCCAACCAUCCCCGAGAGUAGGAACCUCACCGAGUACUUCGUGGCCGUGGACGUGAGCAACAUGCUGCAGCUGUACGCCAGCAUGCUGCACGAGCGGCGCAUCCUCAUCACCUCCAGCAAGCUCAGCACCUUGACUGCCUGCCUGCACGGAUCGGCCGCGCUGCUCUACCCCAUGUUCUGGCAGCACAUCUACAUCCCCGUGCUGCCGCCGCACCUGCUGGACUACUGCUGCGCUCCAAUGCCGUACCUGAUUGGAGUACACUCCAGCCUCAUAGAGAGAGUGAGGAACAGAUCGCUGGAGGACGUGGUGAUGUUAAACGUGGACACGAACACUUUGGAGUCCCCGUUUCACGACUUGGACAACCUCCCCAGUGAUGUGGUCUCGGCCCUGAAGACGAAGCUGAAGAAGCAGUCCACGGCCACGGGGGACGGGGUGGCCCGGGCCUUCCUCAGGGCGCAGGCCGCUCUGUUCGGAUGCUACCGAGACGCGCUGAGAUACAAACCCGGGGAGCCCGUCACCUUCUGUGAGGAGAGCUUUGUGAGGCACCGCUCCAGCCCGAUGAAGCAAUUCCUGGAGACGGCCGUGAACCUGCAGCUGUUCAAGCAGUUCAUCGACGGGCGGCUGGCGAAACUGAACGCAGGAAAGGGCUUCUCCGACGCCUUCGAGGAGGAGAUCACCUCUGGGGGCUUUUCUGGAGACAAGCAAAGCAUUGUCAGCUCCUGGACAAAUUGCUGGAGGCAUCGAUUGGGGAGCCCGAGGUCGUAUCAGCAGUGGGUACACACGGUCAAGAAAGGAGGCGCCCUGUUCAACUCCGCGAUGACCAGAGCGACCCCAGCGGUGCGGACAGCGUAUAAAUACGCAAAAAGCCACGCCAAGCAGGGCAUCAAGGAAGUGAAGAGCAAGCUGAAACACAAGGAGACUGAGGACGAGUGUGGGGCCUACUCCGGUUUUGUGCAGUACACCCCCGUCUACACCGUACACAACGACAAGGGGGCAAGCCGGGAGAAGCGCAGGCUCACCCAGGCACGCUUACACAGGCCCCUCAAGAGCCUCGACGACGGCGCGCCGUGUGAGGACGAGGACGAGGACGUGGACCGGGCCAGCAAGCUGUCCUCGGAGGAUGGAGAGGAGGCUGGGGCUUAUUCCUACGAAAGCGAUGACUCGGUGGAGACGCGAGGGAAGACGCUGUACUCGGGGGAGAUGGACCUGCUGGGUGAGAUCCUGGACACGCUGAGCACCCACAGCUCCGACCCGGGCAAGCUGGCGGCCGCCAAGAGCCUGGACUUCUUCCGCUCCAUGGACAACAUCGACUACCAGCCCGCGAAUAAAUCCAACGCCCCAAGCGAGGACAACCUGGCGGCCCUCUGUGGCGGGUCCGGGGACCAAGGCGACUGGAACCGGGGCCAGGACGACAGCGCCCUCCACGGCCGACACCUGCCCCCGUCCCCCAGGAAGCGGGCCAGCUCCAGCUGCGCCACGGGCUCGCUCUUCAGCCUGAAGGAGGAGAACAGUGCCAGGCCCCUCGACGGGGCCCCCGGGAGCGGCCCUCAUGGGGCGGACCAGCCGGCCUCCCCCUCUGAGCUGGGUGUCCCGCGGGCUCCAACGGACGCUGCCCGGACUGAGGAAGGAAAAGCAGACAAGGAGGAAACACUAAACCAGGCCCCAGACGAUCUGCUGAUCCCCAGCCUCGAGCGCCGGCCGUCCUCCUCGGUCCCAUGGGAGAAGGAAGGGAAGGGUGUCCAGGGGGCUCCGGGAGACCCUGGGCCGCUCCACGAAGCCGCUUCGCUGUGCCCCGCGGUGCCCGCCUUCCAGCCCGAUGGGAACGUUCCGGGGGGAAGCACGAGUGGAAACCAGGCCUCUGUCAAGAACUGAGGGCCAGCCUCAGGCGUCCACGCGUCUGGGGAGACACUGGAGGGUCCCACGGGACUGUGCAGUAAACAGUUACUUGUAGGCAUGGCAACGCUCGCUGUUGUCUAGACAUUUUCGUUUUCAUGGGAGACAUCACCCGCGGAUCUGGUGGGCCCGUGCGACCCAUUGAUCUUUUGGGGUGAAAGCUACUUCUUCUACUGUGCUCUUCAGUCAGGUACUAGUGUGUGUGUGUGUGUGUGUGUGUGUGGAGAUUAUCAUUGGACACGUGACUUCCCAGGAUUGGUGCUUACCGCCCUGCAUUUUAUUUAAACGGAGGAUGCGUACGGAAGCCUUGCACGUGACCGGCGCUACUCCAGGAACCGAUCCAGUUAGCUAAACGUAUCCGAACUCCCCUCCAACUGCUGAAACUCUUGACCCACGAUUGCCUUAAUCUUCCGCCGCUAGUAAGCAAACGUAGCCACUCAUGGAAUCGCCUGUCAACCCUCCCAGAGACGUUAGACGUGGCCUGCGGAGCAAUAAUGCCUUUCUAGUCAUUGAGUCCAGGACAAAAAUCUCUCUUUUUUGUGUUUUUUUUUUUUGUUUUUAAUGAAAAGCUCUUGUGGACGCUGCAGCCACGUCUUCCAAAAAACAAGUCUCCGGGUCCAUGCCUUUCACACAGGGAGCUUCUUGCACGACAGCGUGAAGGGAAUGCCUCCUGUUUACACACGAGACACUUUCCAUGCCUCCCCCCAGCCUCUCGGGGAGGCCCUCCUCCCUCCUCCCUCCCCCCCCCU
This is a messenger RNA of Myotis myotis, 3354 nucleotides long. It is a transcript of the gene DENND1B, whose product is annotated as DENN domain containing 1B. Gene Ontology annotation, molecular function: phosphatidylinositol phosphate binding; guanyl-nucleotide exchange factor activity. The transcript is spliced from 24 exons. Bases 170 to 2584 code for a protein of 804 amino acids. The record is from RefSeq and is a predicted model, not a curated record. Gene Ontology annotation, cellular component: intracellular membrane-bounded organelle; nuclear speck; cytosol. Gene Ontology annotation, biological process: endocytosis; T cell receptor signaling pathway; endocytic recycling. Lineage: Eukaryota; Metazoa; Chordata; Mammalia; Chiroptera; Vespertilionidae.